Molecule: messenger RNA, 794 nt
Organism: Diospyros lotus (date-plum)
Lineage: Eukaryota; Viridiplantae; Streptophyta; Magnoliopsida; Ericales; Ebenaceae
Product: rapid alkalinization factor-like
Exons: 1
Coding region: 155-529 (124 amino acids)
Source: RefSeq, a predicted model, not a curated record
GCGAGAGAGAGAGAGAGAGAGAGAGAGAGAGAGAGAUUUCGAGCAGGUGAGUACAGCGCAGCAGCUCAUUGGGCAGAAAGAGGAAGAAGAACAAAGAAACCAAGAAAGAACUGUGCAAGGAAGGAGAAAGAAGAGCCUUUCUUCACACGGAACAAUGGCCGCCUCUUCAGGUCUCUCCAAGAUCAUUGCACUCGCCUGCUUCAUCGCCGCCGCGCUCGUCGUCUUCUCGCCGACGAAUGGCGUCGUUGCGAGUGCGGACCACGAGCUGCUUGGCUGGGCGCCGGCUACUAGAUCCGGCUGCCGGGGGACCAUCGCCGAGUGCCUUGGCUUCGGCGGCGGGGAGUUCGAGCUGGACUCGGAGGGCAGCCGGCGUAUCCUAGCCGCCACCCGCUACAUCAGCUACGCAGCGCUGCAGAGGGACAGUGUCCCCUGCUCCAGACGUGGCGCCUCCUACUACAAUUGCAAGCCCGGUGCUCAGGCCAAUCCGUACACCCGUGGGUGCAGCGCCAUCACUCGUUGCAGGAGUUAGUUCUCCCCUCUUCCAUCUUAAAAAAGGAAAAAGAAAAAAUCUCUUUUCUUUCUUAUUUUUUUUUUGUUUUUUCUUUAUGAGAUGGGAUUGUUUGUUAUACGAUGGAAAAUAGGGGGCACCAGUUAUGGGUCUUUUGUUGUUGUCUAUGAUGAAAAUACAGUUGUCAUAAAAUGGUAUUAUAAUUUUUGUGCUGUCUCUGUAUAAGAUAAUUACUUUACUAUUCUUUAUAUAUAUAUAUAUGUAUAUAUAAACUGGUUUUGGUGCA